AGCUUUAACAGGCGGAUAGAGAAAGAUGGAGAACGGAAACGGGAUCUGAACUUUGAAGUAUUAGCUGCUGAGUUCAAACACAGAGGAGGACAAACCCUGGACAUCUUCCCAAAUAAAUCAAAUCUGUUAUAUAAGUGUUUCCAGUAAGAUGAAUUCUCGCCGUCUGUGAUUGUAAAACUGUACAGAGGAGCUUUGGCGGUCUGCAGAACUGUAGAUAUGAAGUCUAGCGAUCUGUAAAACUAUGCGGAGGAGGUCUGGCGGUCUGUAGACUGGUAGGAUGAGGUCUGGUGGUCUUUGCACCUUGAACGUUGGAGGGCGCAGGUUCUGCCUCCCUGUAGACCUGAUGCAGCGAGUCCCCCUCAGCAGGCUGAGCCGGCUGCGGCGGCAGGUCUGUGACGAGUUCGACUGUGACCAAAACAAGUUUUUCUUCGACAGACACUCGGAGGCUUUCAGCCUGAUCCUGCUUUACCUGCAGCACGGGACCCUGCGCUUCCUGCCCCACAUGUGUGAGCUGUCCUUCUAUAAUGAAAUGCUCUACUGGGGUCUGGAGAGCUCAGACCUGCAGCCCUGCUGCAAGCGCCGCCUGGAUGACCGGCUGUCCGUACACUUCUUCCCUGAAGAGGUUCCCAUGUGCCCUGAUGAGCACCAGAACUGCUGGCUGGAGACCAUCAGGAAGACCUUCGAGGAGCCCGCCUCAUCGCUGCUCGCCCAGGUCCUCACCACAGUGUCCAUGCUGUUUGCUGUCAUCAGCAUGGUGAUGCUGUGUGCCAGCACCUUACCAGACUGGAAGACUCCCGAGACCCUGGAGCAGCACAGGAUCAUCGAGGUGGUGUGUAUCGGCUGGUUCACUGCGGAGUGUAUCAUCCGUUUCCUGGUGUCUUGGGAUAAGUGUGAGUUUUUGCGGCGGCCACUGAACAUCAUCGACCUUCUGGCCAUCUCUCCGUACUUGUCGGUCGCCAUGCAGGUCCUUACAGGGGAGAACUCGCAGCUGCAGCGUGCCGGCGUCACACUGCGUGUCCUGCGCAUCAUGCGCAUCUUCUGGGUCAUCAAGCUGGCCCGUCACUUCCUGGGGCUGCAAACGCUCGGCCUGACGCUUCGGCGCUGCUACCGGGAGAUGGUGAUGCUGCUGGUCUUCAUCUGCGUCGCCAUGACGAUCUUCAGCGCGCUGGCACAGCUGCUGGAGCACGGCCUGCAGGGUGGCAACCUGCAGGGCGGGAACCAGGCCUAUGCCAGCAUCCCGGCUGCCAGUUGGUGGGUCAUCAUCUCCAUGACCACGGUGGGGCCCCGCGAGGGGGGCAGGGGAGAGAGGGCGCAGCGAGCACUUUGUCCACGGCCCCGGGAAGCGGCGAGGUCUGGGCGGAGGGCGCUGUAA
Molecule: messenger RNA, 1372 nt
Organism: Eleginops maclovinus (Patagonian blennie)
Lineage: Eukaryota; Metazoa; Chordata; Actinopteri; Perciformes; Eleginopidae
Product: potassium voltage-gated channel subfamily G member 3-like
Biological process (GO): potassium ion transmembrane transport; protein homooligomerization
Cellular component (GO): voltage-gated potassium channel complex; membrane
Molecular function (GO): delayed rectifier potassium channel activity
Source: RefSeq, a predicted model, not a curated record